AUGACCGACCCCCUUAGUAUUGCCACCGGCCUGAUAGCCUUGAUUCAAGUAACUGCCCAGGCGACCAUCUAUCUCAAGGAUGUAAAUGAUGGCGGCAAAGAGCGAACGAAGAUGCGAGAUGAGUUGCGCAGCCUGACAUGUCUGUUGGAGAUGAUCCAUGACCGUGUCGAAGAGCAGAGAGAACCCGAGAACGAAGAUGGCCUCAACCCUGCAGCGAUGGCAUACUUAUCAGGCCCCGACGGACCUCUGGAAAGGAUGAAGGUUACAAUGGAAGAGAUUGUGUCAAAGUUAGCACCCCAAGCUGGGUUCCGCAGGCUUGCACAACCCUUCAAGUGGCCGUUUGAGAAGAAGGAUGCUUUGGAGCUGUUUGGGGCGAUGGAGAGACUCAAGUCUCAUUUCACGCUUGUUCUACAGAACGAUCUAUUGUAA
Colletotrichum graminicola M1.001 is the source of this 429-nucleotide messenger RNA. RefSeq lists its product as uncharacterized. The transcript has a single exon. The record is from RefSeq and is a predicted model, not a curated record. The coding region runs from base 1 to 429 and encodes 142 amino acids. NCBI's taxonomy places the organism in Eukaryota, Fungi, Ascomycota, Sordariomycetes, Glomerellales, Glomerellaceae.